AUAAAAUGCCUUCUCCCUCGCAUCAACAAAGACCAAUCCAAGUAGUUAUCUUAAAACAACACAUAAAUCAUUCUAGUAAUGGAGUUUUUUUCACGUAAAAAAACACCCCUCUUCUUGAUUGUCAUGUUAGCAACAUUGACCACAUUGGCACUAGGCCAAACCCGAGUAGGUUUCUACCAGACCUCAUGCCCAAGAGUUGAAACCAUCGUGCAGUCUGCUGUCGCAGCUGCUAAUCGGGCCAACCCAGGAGUCCCACCCGGUUUGGUUAGAAUGUUUUUUCACGAUUGCUUUGUUAAUGGCUGUGAUGCCUCUGUCCUUAUUACUGGUUCUGGUAGUGAGAGAACCGCUCCGCCCAAUUCCCUAUUAAGAGGCUUUGAGAUCAUCGAUGCUGCCAAGACUCAGCUUGAAACCGCUUGUCCUGGGGUGGUCUCUUGUGCUGAUAUCCUAGCUAUCGCUGCUCGUGAUUCUGUGCUCCUGGCAGGGGGAAUUGCGCGUUGGCAAGUGCCAUUAGGUCGUAGAGAUGGAUUGGUGUCACGUGCAGCUGAUACUGCAAAUCUUCCAGCUUUCAAUGACCCCGUUGAUGUCCAAAUCAGGAAGUUUUCUGACAAAGGUCUUAGCACCCAAGAUCUUGUUACCCUUUCAGGUGCACACACGCUAGGGACAGCGGCCUGUGCAUUAUUCAGCUACAGGCUAUACAACUUCAACAACACCAAUGGACCAGACCCGUCUAUUGACACAGCAUUCCUUCCCACACUCCGAAACCUGUGCCCUAAUGGAGGAGAUGGUUCAACGCGUGUGGCUCUUGAUAAUGGCAGCGAAAACAGAUUUGACACUUCCUACUUUGGAAACUUGAGGAGUGGGCGAGGUGUACUUGAAUCUGAUCAAGUGCUAUGGGGCAACCCUACAACACGAACAUUUGCGCAAAGGUUUCUUGGAGUUAGAGGACUUGUUGGAUUGACAUUCAAUGUUGAGUUCGCUAGGUCAAUGGUGAGAAUGGGCAAUAUUGAGGUGAAAACUGGGACUCAGGGAGAAAUUCGUAGGGUUUGCAGCGCAUUUAAUUGAUCAAUGAUGGUUGUAGUUUGAUGCUAUGUAUAUAAUGGCUGAUAGGUAUAAUACCAUCAAUAUCUUGUUUUUUCGAUUGUUUACGUAUGCAUUAAUGCAUCUUAUUAUUGUAAUACAGU
This is a messenger RNA of Lactuca virosa, 1181 nucleotides long. The record is from the annotation of a GenBank genome assembly. Lineage: Eukaryota; Viridiplantae; Streptophyta; Magnoliopsida; Asterales; Asteraceae.